Plutella xylostella (diamondback moth) is the source of this 1191-nucleotide messenger RNA. Its product is annotated as odorant receptor 2a-like. Gene Ontology annotation, molecular function: olfactory receptor activity; odorant binding. The record is from RefSeq and is marked predicted. NCBI's taxonomy places the organism in Eukaryota, Metazoa, Arthropoda, Insecta, Lepidoptera, Plutellidae. Gene Ontology annotation, biological process: sensory perception of smell; detection of chemical stimulus involved in sensory perception of smell. Gene Ontology annotation, cellular component: plasma membrane.
AUGGCGCGUGAAACACUGUCAGACACGUUUAACCACAAUAAAUUAUUUUGGAGAAUUACCGGCAUUUGGUUUCGCCAAGUAAAGAAUAAAAGAUUCAAAUACUAUGCUAUCCCACUGAUAGCCAUAGUAUUCGUAGCCUACGAUAUCUUUUUGACUCUUAACUUAGUCUAUACACCGAAAAAGCUGGAAACUUUUAUGCCGGAACUUAUUUUUUACUUCUGUGAAGUACAAAAUGCAUUCAAAGUGUACAUGGUCAUCUUUAAAAGUCACCAGAUUGUGCAGGCUUUCAAUAUGAUGGACAGUGACAUAUUUAUCGGUGAAUCGGAAGAACACAAGCGGAUAACAAUAAAAGCGAAGUUAUUAUUCAUUAAAGCUUUCAAAGUCUAUUUCUGGUUGUGCAACGCUGGGUUUGCAUGCAAUUCGAUUGUGCCCUUCAUAUCCUUCCUCAUCUUUCGCACCAAGUUAUAUUUACCCGUUUGCAAUUAUUACUUCCUAAGUGAUGAAACCCGCGACCAUUAUUUCUGGUACAUUCUGACAUAUCAGACGUACUGUGUCUAUAACCACAUGAUGUACAACAUCAGUAUUGACACAUUCAUGUCAGGUUUGAUCCUGAUGGGUCUGGCGCAGUUCAGAGCUCUCAAUGACAGCCUUAAAAAUAUUAAAUGCGUAUCAAAGAACAAGAUCACUGAUGAAGCAGAGGAGAGAAGACUGCGGACGGAACUAGUAAAGUGCCUAAAGCACUAUGAUUAUCUGAGAGAAUAUUGUUCUCUAAUUGAAGAAAUAUACGACCCGGCCAUGUUCGUUCAAAUUAGUGUUGGAGCAGCCAGUAACUGUGUGAUUCUUGCCUCAUUACUUCUGUCAAUGUCUAGUAACGACAAGUCUUUCAUUGUACUGUACGGUUCAGUGAUGGCACUAGAGAUAUUGAUGCCCGGCUACUUGGGAUCUCAGUUGACAUAUGAGAGUGAGGAGUUAGUGAGGUCAGUGUACGAAUGCGACUGGAUAGAGAGACCGGAGUCUUUCAAACGCAUCUUGAAACUGUUGGUGGAACGCGCUAAGCAGCCCAUCAUACUGACUACUUGGUACAUUGUGCCCUUGUCUUUAAAUACUUUUAUUUCGAUCAUGAAAACAGCCUACUCCAGCUUCACGAUUCUUCGGGCAGUGAGCACCAGGAAUGCGGAAGAAUCAAGUUAA